UAACACGAAUUUUCGUGCGAAACACCCCAUGAAAUUCCUUACCCAUACAUUUGAAAGGUAUUUACGAAGGUUACCCUUUGCUCUUCCAUUUGCGAAUUGAGACAAUUCACGAGCAGCUCUCCCUCCUUACACCUCUGCCAUUAACGUCGGAGAUCUGAGCGAAUCCAAAUCCCGAGCGAGUCACGCCACAGCCGAGUCGUCUCAGUCGGAGCUGGUCACUCCGGCCAUCGAAUCCGAGCGAAGGAGCGGGUUUUGCCGCCAAUUGAGGUGAUCGGAGCGGCGAAAAAUGGCGGAUCCGGCGAAAACGCCACUCGGCAAAAUGCUAUUGGACGAAAUCAAUCCGGUCGUCAUGGUCCUCGAUACGCCUCUCGUCGAAGAAACUUGCCGUAAGAAUGGCCUCAGCUUCGUCGAGAUGCUCAGUCCCUUCUGCGUCUUCAACAACAUCGACGUACCUGUACGAACAGCUAGUGAUCAACCUUAUAGGCUUCAGAAGUUCAGAUUACGAUUGUUCUACGCGUCGGAUAUUCGGCAACCGAAUUUGGAGGUAGCAAGAGAGCGGUUGAAACAGGUUAUUACCCAAGCUGGGGAGAACGGUGAUUCUGAACUGUGUUCAGAUCCUCCUCCAAUAGAGAAUUUAGAUGCUAGGUUUGAAUCUGAAAAUCUACCAUCAUGGUUUGCUUUUUUUAAUAAAGAGCUUGUACGCAGUGCCUCCUUUUCAGACCAUGAAGCUUUUGACCAUCCUGUGGCAUGUCUUUUGGUUGUUUCUUCGAAGGAUGAACAACCUAUCAACCAGUUUGUUGAUCUCUUCAACACCAACAAAUUGCCCUCUCUUCUAAAUGAUGGUGCAAUGGACCCAAAGAUUUUAAACUAUUAUUUAUUGGUGCACGACAAUCAAGAUGGCACUACUGACAAGGCAACAAAGAUUUUAACAGAAAUGAGGAGCACCUUUGGCUCUGACUGUCAAUUACUUUGCAUUAAUUCUUCUGAAGAUGGUCCGGUUGAACAUCAAGAUAAUCCUUGGGUGCGUUAUAAAUCUGAGACUUCUUCUGGUCAGAAUCUUGGUUCCUUCCUCAAUGUUAAUGAUAUUAAUGAGAUGAGAGAUAUCAUGCAAGAGUUAUCAACCAAACAGAUCAUCCCUUGCAUGGAGCAAAAGAUACGCGUGCUCAAUCAACAGGUUUCUGCAACAAGGAAGGGUUUUAAAAACCAAAUUAAAAGCUUGUGGUGGAGAAAAGGGAAAGACGAAAUAGCAGAUUCUUCCAAUGGUUCUAUGUACACAUUUAGCUCCGUUGAAUCUCAGAUUAGAGUGUUGGGUGAUUAUGCCUUCAUGCUACGGGAUUAUGAACUUGCAUUGUCGAACUAUCGCUUAAUUUCCACAGAUUACAAGCUUGAUAAAGCAUGGAAGCGCUAUGCUGGUGUACAGGAAAUGAUGGGCCUUUCAUAUUUCUUGCUAGAUCAAUCGAGAAAGGAAGCAGAGUAUUGUUUGGAAAAUGCAUUUACUACUUAUUUGAAAAUUGGGCCAUCUGGUCAGCAGAAUGCAACACGUUGUGGUCUUUGGUGGGUAGAAAUGUUGAAGACAAGAUAUCAAUUUAGAGAGGCUGCUUCUGUAUACUUUCGUAUUUGUGGCGAGGAACCUUUACAUUCUGCUGUAAUGCUUGAGCAAGCGUCUUAUUGCUACUUGUUGUCCACGCCACCUAUGCUACACAAAUAUGGAUUUCAUCUUGUUCUUUCUGGCGAGCGUUACAAAAAAAGUGAUCAGAUUAAACAUGCAAUUCGUACAUACAAAAAUGCCAUCUCUGUUUACAAAGAAGCUACAUGGAGUCAUAUCAAGGACCAUAUCUAUUUUAACAUUGGACAAUGGUAUGCUUAUCUUGGAAGAUAUGACUUGGCCGUCUCACAUGUGUUGGAGGUCCUGGCCUGUAGUCAUCAGUCCAAGACAUCGCAGGACAUAUUCCUGAGGCAAUUUCUUCAAAUUGUUCAGAAAACGGGAAGGAUAUUUGAAGUUCCAAAACUUCAAUUGCCUGAGAUUAAAAUCUCUUCCCUUAGGGUCAUUUUUGAAGAUCACCGAACAUAUGCAACGCCUGCCGUGGCCAGUGUUAAAGAAAGCAUAUGGCGUUCUCUAGAAGAGGAUUUGAUUCCAUCAUUGUCUACUGGCAGGACUAAUUGGUUGGAGUUGCACUCAAAGCUUGUCGCCAAAACGUAUAAAGAAUCAAAUGUUUGUGUUGCAGGGGAAGCGGUAAGAGUUGAUUUUGAAAUUAAGAACCCUUUACAAAUUCCCAUAUCCGUGUCUAGUGUCUCCUUGAUAUGUGAGCUUGCUGCAAGUUCCGAUGAAACACAAACUGAUGCAAAUAGCCAAGCUGGGAAGCUUCAAAAUGAUAAUGAAUUAACUAUGACAACCAGUAGGGAAAGUGAUAAUAACUCUUUCUUAACUUUGUCGAAGGUUGACUUUUCAUUAGGAGGAGGUGAAGUAGUCAUGGUGCAACUUACUGUUACUCCUAGAAUAGAAGGCAUUUUACAGAUUGUUGGUGUAAGGUGGAACUUGUCAAGUGCUGUUGUUGGUUUCCAUAAUUUUGAGUCUAAUCCUAGGAGGAAGAAAAGUGCAAAGGGAAGACAGAGAGGCAACCGCUCUCUUAGUGACAAUCUGAAGUUUGUGGUGAUCAAGAGUCUACCCAAACUCGAGGGCUUUAUUCAGCCUUUACCUACAAGUACGUAUGCUGGGGAUGUACGCCAUCUUGUUCUGGAGUUGAGGAACCAAUCAGAAUGCACCGUUAAGAACUUGAAAUUAAAGGUCAGUCAUCCGAGAUUUUUGAAUGUGGGCAGUCAGGAAAGUUUGGAUGCAGACUUUCCUGCUUGCUUGGAAAAGAGGACUGAACACCACUACGUACAACCUGAUCAUAAUAACAUAUCUCAACCUGUUUUUAUAUUUCCAGAGGACACAAUUAUCACAGCGGAAACACCAUUGUUGUGGCCUCUUUGGUUUCGGGCUGCUGUUCCCGGAAACAUUUCCCUGUAUUUAACCAUAUAUUAUGAGAUAGAAGAUUCAUCAAGCAGUAUGAGAUACCGCACUCUCCGCAUGCAUCAUAACGUGCAGGUGCUACCAUCAUUAGGCAUCUCGUUCCAAGUCAGUCCUUGCCCAUCAAAAUUGGAAGAGUUCCUUGUGCAAAUGGAUGUCGUUAACAGGACAAGUACAAAGAGCUUCCAGGUACAUCAGUUAGCUUCUGUGGGAGAACAAUGGGAAAUCUCAUUGCUUGAGCCUGUUGAUACUAUCUUACCUUCUCAGUGUCUAGUUGCGGGUCAAUCCUUGUCAUGCUUUUUCAUGCUUAAGAAUCAGAGGAAAUCGGGAAUUUCGGAGAACAAGACGUCUUCUACUUCAGUACCCCUUGGAAGUGUUGUAAGAUUGGGACCUGAGGGCAGUACUGAACCGCUUUUUGAUACAUCUAGCUCUCCGCUAGUUGAUUUCCACCGUAAUGAAAGACUGCACCAGGAAAUUUCACAUCAGGGAGACUCAACAGUUGACUUCAUAUUGAUCUCUCGGUCGCUAAAGAGUGAUCUUGAUUCAGGGACAUCUGAUCCACCGCAGCUUUUUUCUCAUCAUUCAUGUCAUUGCAGUAUUGAGAGCAGAAGCCCUAUCUCGUGGCUCGUGGAUGGGCCUCGAACAAUGUAUCACAACUUCUCUGAGUCCUUUUGUGAAAUUAAAUUAAGUAUGACGAUAUACAACUCGUCGAACGCUAUUGCAUCUGUCCACAUAAACACUCUUGACUCGAGUGGCAAUUCGAGUGACGCUACUUCUGAUCAAUCUGCAACAUCUUCUAGCAACCAAGUAGGUUGGCACGAUGUCUCACUAGUUACUGACAUUAAAGUCACAUCUGAUGUCCUUGGAGCUCGAUUUGGAAAGCCCCCAACUCUCGAUUCUGUUUCUCCAUUCAUUUGGUCUGCGUCAAGUUCUACAAGAGUCCUAAUCGAGCCUAUGACCGCAGUUGAAAUUCCUCUUAAGAUUUGUGUGUUCUCUCCCGGGACAUAUGAUCUCUCAAACUAUUUGUUGCAUUGGAAUCUUGUACCUCCCAACGGCAAACAGAAUCUUGAUGAGGGAAUAAGGCAGUCUUCGGGUACAUGCCAGGGGUACCUCUAUUAUCUUACUGUGCUUCAAUCAGCUUGAAGUUUUACUCAUACACGUUGGUUUGCUUCUCCAUUUUUAGAAUACAAAUGUUAAGAGUAAUGUAUCUUUUUUGUUACUGUGGCCUGUAAAUUAUUAUGUGCAAGAAUUAUGAAAAGGCUUAGCGAAAGUAGGUGAUUUUUUUUUCCUCAAAGGAAAAAUAAGAGCAGUGAAUAUGAAUUCAAGUCGUUUCCGAACCUUUGUACACCGAUUUUUGAUAGAUUUGAUUUUUCCGU
Morus notabilis is the source of this 4386-nucleotide messenger RNA. RefSeq names its product trafficking protein particle complex subunit 8. The record is from RefSeq and is a predicted model, not a curated record. Gene Ontology annotation, molecular function: protein binding. Gene Ontology annotation, biological process: protein localization to phagophore assembly site; endoplasmic reticulum to Golgi vesicle-mediated transport. Bases 287 to 4153 code for a protein of 1288 amino acids. Lineage: Eukaryota; Viridiplantae; Streptophyta; Magnoliopsida; Rosales; Moraceae. The transcript has 28 exons. Gene Ontology annotation, cellular component: phagophore assembly site; cytoplasmic vesicle; TRAPPIII protein complex.